AUGGAAGGUAUUGAAAUUAGUGAUUCAAAUAAAUGGAAAAAGGAUGAAGAAGAAGCAUUGAAAUGGGAAGAUAAUGAUCAUGAUAUUGUUCAAACUUAUAAUAAUAAUGUUAUAAGAAGAGGAAGUGAUGAUGAAAGAAUAAUUAGUCUUAGCAUGGAAGAGAAAAGGAGUUUGUUGGAUAGGCUUAUGAACAUUCCUCAAGAAGAAGAAGACAAUCACAACUUCUUGUUAAAGCUCAAACAACGCUUUCAUAGGGUUGGGAUUGAAUUUCCGAAAAUCGAAGUUCGUUUCGAACAUUUAAAUGUAGAAGCAGAAGCGUAUGCGGGGACAAGAGCAUUGCCUACAAUGUUCAACUUCACAAUCAAUAUGAUUGAGGGUGCCUUGAAUUAUUUCCAUGUUCUUCCAAAAAGAAAAAAGUCAUUUUCAAUUCUGAAUGAUGUUAGUGGAAUCAUCAAGCCUGGAAGAAUGACACUACUUUUAGGGCCGCCAGGUUGCGGCAAGACAACGUUGCUACUAGCUUUAGCUGGAAAGCUAAAUUCAGAUGUUAAGGUUUCUGGGAAAGUAAGUUAUAAUGGGAAUGGAAUGGAUGAAUUUGUACCAGAAAGAACAUGUGCAUAUAUAAGUCAAGAUGAUGUUCAUCUAGCAAAUCUAACUGUGAGGGAGACUCUUGAAUUUUCAGCUAGAUGUCAAGGAGUUGGACCUCGUUACGAGAUGUUGGAAGAGUUGUUAAAGAGAGAAAAGGAAGCAAAUAUAAAGCCAGAUCCUGAUAUUGACAUGUUUAUGAAGGCAGCAUCAGUUCAAGGGAAAGAGCCAAAUAUAAUAACAGAUUAUACACUCAAGAUAUUGGGUCUUGAGAUAUGUGCUGAGACACUAGUUGGUGAUGAAAUGGUACGAGGAAUUUCUGGUGGACAGCUAAAGAGACUCACCACAGGAGAGAUGAUGGUUGGACCAGCAAGAGCUCUAUUUAUGGAUGAAAUAUCAACUGGAUUAGACAGUUCAACAACCUUCCAAAUCGUCAAAUCCAUUAGACAAUCCAUCCACAUUCUUAAGGGAACUGCUCUUAUCUCCCUUCUGCAGCCUGCACCAGAAACUUAUGGCCUUUUUGAUGACGUGAUUCUUUUGGCGGAUGGGCGAAUUGUGUAUCAAGGUCCACGUGAACAUGUUCUUGAAUUCUUUGAGUAUGUGGGGUUUAAAUGUCCUCGGAGAAAGGGAGUAGCUGAUUUCUUGCAAGAAGUGACCUCUAGGAAAGAUCAGGAGCAAUACUGGGCAAGGACAGAUGAGCCAUACAAAUUUGUUUCAUCCAGGGAGUUCUUUGAAGCAUUUCAGUCCUUCCAUGUCGGACGCGUACUUGCAAAUGACCUUUCUGUUCCUUUUGACAAGGCCAACAAGAAUCCUGAUGCUCUAACCACCAACAAGUAUGGCGUUAAAAAGAGGGAUCUUUUGAAAGCUUGCAUGUCAAGAGAAAUCCUUCUCAUGAAGAGAAAUAUAUUUGUCUACUUGUUCAAGAUAAUACAACAUCUGUUAUUGGCUUCUAUAACAAUGACACUGUUCCUGCGAAUCAAGAUGCCGAAGGAGACACAGACAGAUGGAUUCAUCUUCAUGGGUGCAUUGUUCUUUACAGUAAUUGCAGCUAUGUUCAAUGGGUGCUCAGAGGUUCCUUUCACUAUCUUGAAGCUUCCGGUCUUCUUCAAGCAGCACAACCUUCUCUUCUUUCCUGUAUGGGCUUAUACUUUGCCUGCAUGGAUAGUCAAGAUCCCAAUCUCAAUUAUCGAGUCUUCCAUUUGGGUUUCUAUCACAUACUAUGCAAUAGGAUUUGAUCCAAACAUUGUAAGGUUUUCCAAGCAGUUAUUUCUAGUGAUAUGUGUUGACCAGAUGGCUUCUGGAUUAUUUCGCUUCAUGGCAGCUGUUGGAAGGAAAAUGAUAAUCGCAAACACAUUGGGAUCGCUUGCAUUACUUCUUGUUCUUGUAAUGGGUGGAUUCAUAAUGGAUCGAGAUGAUGUGAAAAAAUGGUGGUUAUGGGGUUACUGGUGCUCUCCGAUGAUGUACGCACAGAACGCCAUCACUGUAAAUGAGUUUCUCGGCAAUAGUUGGAGUAAUAAUGUUCCUGACUCAACAGAUACACUAGGAGUUGUAGUGUUAAAGUCUCGGGCAAUGUUUCCUGAUGCACACUGGUACUGGAUUGGAGUAGGCGCAGUGCUAGGAUACGUUGUAUUUUUCAAUUUUAUGGCUACGUUGGCCUUAACUUACCUCAAGCCAUUUGGAAAAUCUGGUGCAGUUUUACCUGAUGAAAAAGGCAAAAGAACUGCACCUAUUCGAGAAACCAAGUCAAUCAAGAAGGGAGGGAUGAUUUUACCAUUUCAACCUCUUUCGCUAGUUUUUGAUGAUAUCAGAUAUGCAGUCGAUGUGCCUCAGGAUAUAAAACCUCAAGGUGUUUUGGAGGCCCGGUUAGAGCUUUUGAAGGAAAUUAGUGGUGCUUUCCGUCCAGGAGUCCUUACAGCUCUAAUGGGUAUUAGUGGAGCUGGAAAAACCACUUUGAUGGAUGUUUUGGCUGGUAGAAAGACACAUGGAUAUAUAGAAGGAAGCAUAACUAUAUCAGGAUAUCCGAAGAAGCAAGAAACAUUUGCACGAAUUGCAGGAUAUUGUGAACAAACAGAUAUUCAUUCUCCUAACCUUACAGUACAUGAAUCAUUGCAAUUUUCAGCAUGGCUUCGAUUGCCUCAAGAAGUUGACAGCGCAACUAGAAAGAUGUUCAUUGAAGAGGUGAUGGAUCUUGUGGAACUAACCCCACUGAAGGAAGCACUUGUUGGAUUACCCAGUGGGAGUGGUCUUUCGGUUGAGCAGCGCAAACGACUUACUAUAGCUGUUGAGCUUGUUGCCAAUCCAUCUAUAAUAUUCAUGGAUGAACCAACCUCAGGCCUUGAUGCUAGAGCCGCUGCAAUUGUCAUGAGAACAGUUAGAAACACAGUUGAUACUGGCCGAACAGUCGUAUGUACCAUCCACCAACCCAGCAUUGACAUCUUUGAUGCAUUUGACGAGUUGGUGCUUCUAAAACAAGGAGGUGAAGAAAUCUAUGUUGGUCCAUUAGGCCAUCAUUCGUCCGAGUUAAUCAAAUACUUUGAGGGAAUAAACGGAGUACCUAAAAUCAAGGAUGGUUAUAAUCCUGCCACUUGGGUGUUAGAGAUCACAUCAAAAGCACAAGAAGCUGCCCUUGGCGUUAAUUUUGCAGUACUAUAUAAAAGCUCAGAACUAUACAGAAACAAUAAAUCUUUGAUCAGAGAAGCAAGUAUAUCAACCCCAGGUUCAAAAGAAUUGAAUUUUUCGACUAAGUACUCGCGAUCUUUCUUCAACCAAUGCAUAGCUUGCCUUUGGAAACAGCAUUGGUCCUAUUGGAGAAAUCCAUCAUACACUGCUGUGAGAAUUCUUUUUACGUCAUUUACUGCCCUCAUGUUUGGAACAGUUUUCUGGGAUCUUGGCUCUAGAAGGAGAAGGAAGCAAGAUCUUUUUAAUGCUGCAGGUUCCAUGUAUGCAUCUGUUCUAUUUCUCGGUAUACAAAAUGCUUCCGUAGCACAGCCAGUUGUUUCCAUUGAGAGAACAGUCUUCUAUAGAGAAAGAGCUGCUGGCAUGUAUUCAGCUUUUCCAUAUGCUUUUGGUCAGAUUGUGAUUGAGCUUCCUUACAUUUUAGUUCAAACAGUUGUGUUUGGCGUGAUAGCAUAUGGCAUGAUAGGAUUUGAAUGGACAAUAGCCAAGUUCUUUUGGUAUCAAUUCUUCAUGUUUUUCACCUUGUUAUACUUCACACUUUAUGGGAUGAUGACAGUAGCUGUUACUCCAAACCUGAGUGUUGCUGGAAUAAUAUCAAAUUUCUUUUACGCAAUGUGGAACCUCUUCUCCGGUUUUGUUGUUCCCAAAACAAGGAUUCCAAUGUGGUGGAGAUGGUACUAUUAUGUAUGUCCUGUCUCAUGGACAUUGUAUGGAUUAGUUGCUUCUCAGUUCGGGGACUUAACGGAUGAACUUGAGGAAAAUUUAACACUCGAACAAUUCGUGAAGAGUUAUUUUGGAUUCGAGAGUGAUUUUGUGCCAUACGUUGCCAUCAUUGUCAUCGCAUUUUGUAUCCUCUUCGCCUUCAUUUUUGCCUUCUCGAUCAAGGCUUUUAACUUCCAGAGAAAAUAAACAUGUCAUUUUCAGCUUAAUUUACAGGAAACAGGCUUCAACUAAUGGCCUAAUGCUUCUCUGCUUCAAUGUCAUAUGGACAAUACAUUUCUCAACUAUACUCAACUCUUGUACCUUAUACAAAA
This is a messenger RNA of Solanum verrucosum, 4292 nucleotides long. Its product is annotated as pleiotropic drug resistance protein 1-like. Bases 1 to 4167 code for a protein of 1388 amino acids. The transcript is spliced from 24 exons. Gene Ontology annotation, molecular function: ATP binding; ABC-type transporter activity; ATP hydrolysis activity. Gene Ontology annotation, cellular component: membrane. Lineage: Eukaryota; Viridiplantae; Streptophyta; Magnoliopsida; Solanales; Solanaceae. The record is from RefSeq and is a predicted model, not a curated record.